Messenger RNA from Oncorhynchus kisutch (coho salmon), 8883 nucleotides. RefSeq names its product excitatory amino acid transporter 5-like. Lineage: Eukaryota; Metazoa; Chordata; Actinopteri; Salmoniformes; Salmonidae. Gene Ontology annotation, biological process: L-glutamate transmembrane transport. Gene Ontology annotation, cellular component: plasma membrane. The transcript has 9 exons. Gene Ontology annotation, molecular function: glutamate:sodium symporter activity; L-glutamate transmembrane transporter activity; neutral L-amino acid transmembrane transporter activity. The coding region runs from base 2552 to 4207 and encodes 551 amino acids. The record is from RefSeq and is a predicted model, not a curated record.
ACACAGACAGGACACACAGAUAGAACAUAGCAUGUCUCUACACACAGACAGGACACACAGAUAGAACAUGGCAUGUCUCUACACACAGACAGGACACACAGAUAGAACAUAGGAUGACAUGACAUAAACAUGGGAAAGCACAUGGUACAGACAGACAUGGGACAAACAUGAGAUAGCCAGAACAUGGGACUGACAUGGGGGACUCAGAUCAGGCUUCACCACCUAAAGCAAUUUUUAUUGUCAUGUGACCAUCCAGACAAGGAAAACAAUGUCUCUGACCAAAGCCCAUUCUAAAGCUCUGACUUAGGAAAAUGUCCUGGUUCUAAACCACUGUCUGUAAAGGAAACACGAGGCAGUCAUCAAGGUCCUUGGAGAGUACGUGUUAACAGAUCCUUAGGAACUUUUACAGCUGCACCAUCGAGAGCAUCCUGACUGGUUGUAUUACUGUCUGGUAUGGCAACUACACCGCCCUCAACCGGAAGGCCCUACAGAGGGUGGUGCGGACUGCCCAGCGCAUCACUGGGGGUGAGCUACCAGCCAUCCAGGACGUACAUGCCAGGCCGUGUCUGAGAAAAGGCCUGAAAAAUUGCCAAAGACUCCAGCCACCCGAGAUAUGGACCAACAGACUUCUAAACAGCUUCUAUCCCCUGGCCAUUAAAGUCUAACUACUACUUCUCCCCCUCACACCUACAAAUGAUUAUUGAUUAGAUAUAUUACUACCACUGCUCUGCUGCUCAAAUGAUUAUUGAUUGUCAUUACCAUUAUUCUCUCUAUUUAUCCUGCUACUGGUCACUAUUACUCCUGUUUACAUGUAUACGUUACCAUUAGUAUUUAUCUAUUACUCCUGUUUACAUGUAUAUAUUACCAUUAGUAUCUAUCUAUUUAUCCUGUUACUGGUCACUAUACGUUACCAUUAGUAUAUUACCAUGAGUAUUUAAAUAUUCCUGCUCACUAUUCAGACCUGUUUACAGCCCAGAGGCCUCAUUUAUAAAACGGACUUCCGAUCAAUUUGGAUCUUAAGUAUGACUUACGCAGAAAACCACGUAUAAGUAGUUAUUUAUAAAACCUUACUUUGACUUGGAUAUGAUCAUAUCUCUACUCAAAGUCUAGACUUGACGUAAGUGAUUUUCGUGCUGGUUAUGUACGGAUGUUCUUUUUUUCAGACCAUUUCUUCUUCACAUCAGCCACAGUUCUGCCUUGCUGCCCCACGUCGUUCACUGCAGCGGCGACACUCCCAAGAUACCUGUUUGGCUGUGUUUGUCAACCCACUAUUUAGUCCACAGAAUAAUACGUGUUGCCUGUCUUCAAUCUCCUCUACCAUCGCCGUGAUCUCGUCUUCCAAAAGUUAGCUUUUCUCUUUUGGUCCAUGGUUAUUCCUUACUAAACCCUCAUUUGCGCUAACGUUCUAUAAGGGGAAAUCGCUGAUUUCACGUUCAGGUGCCGUCAAUUUCUGGUUAAUUUGAGAUUUAUAGAUGCCAGGUGCGUAAAUUACAAAUGGGCUUCUCAGAAGCUGCGGAAGCAAGGUUUUUUAUGCUCAGUAUCUUUUAUGAAUCUUGAAAUGAUCUUGUGGUACUGACCCUGUAUAUAGCUUCCUGUCUGUGGUACUGGCACUGACUCUGUAUAUAACUUCCUCUCUGUGGUACUGGCACUGACUCUGUAUAUAGCUUCCUCUCUGUGGUACUGGCACUGACCCUGUAUAUAGCUUCAUGUCUGUGGUACUAGCACUGACCCUGUAUAUAGGAUCGUCUUUUAUAUCUUAUUUCUCGUGUUUUUUUGUGGUUGAUUUUUAAUAGUUGUAUUACCAAUUGGUAUUGAAUACAGCACUGUUGGGUAGGGCUUCAAAUCAAAUCAAAUCAAAUUUAUUUGUCACAUACACAUGGCUUGCAACUUAAGCACUGUACUUGUUACCAAUAAAAUAAAAUGUAUAUAUAUAUUUUGCAAAUACAGUAACCAAUGGAACUUUCUGAACUAUAGAAAUGUCUCAGUGUAAUUCAACACAUGUAGAGAUACAAAUAAGAUGGAAGUUAAAAAAGAACAUAACAACAACACUCUGCUUAAUGGGAGUAAGAGCUGAGUGUCAGGGACUGACCUAGAACCUGCUAAUCCCACGGGGAUGUUGUGUGUGCCUGAGUGUCCAGGAAGCCUUAUUGUCAAGGGCUUAAUCUGCUGAAGGAGACGGAGGUUUACAGAGACUUACCCCGUCCACUUCCACCUCCUCUCUGACAGCCGUUUAGAUCAUCUAGUGUUUCUGCAGUGGCCCGGGAUCGGUCCUUAGUGAUUUCACUGCCUUGACUCACCACAUUAACCUUUUAGAUCAGGGAUCCACCUGAAGCUCUUGAAGUUUUCUUGUGAACCGUCAAGGAGGACUAGAGACAUAUUUCAAAUCAGGACAGGAUAUUGAACAGGGACCUAAAGGGAAUCAGGUGGGACCCACCAGUGACUCGCGACCCUCCAGUUUGGGAAUCAUUCGUUGACUGGACGUAAGGCAGGACCUUGGGCCUCCAGUCCUGUCUCUUCUCUCCUUCAGCCUGUGGAGUAACUGGGCCUCAGGAUGGAGUGCAUAAAACACAUUAUAAAGAGCCUGGUCUCUGUGAAGGUUUGGGCAUACAUCAAGGGCUACUGUAAACGCAACGGGCUGCUGACGCUCUCGGUCAUCGCCGUUGUUUCCGGCUGUGUGCUCGGAUUCUCCCUCCGCAGCUUCAACCUCUCCACGCAGGCUAAGAUCUACUUCUCGUUCCCUGGAGAAUUGCUGAUGAGGAUGUUGAAGAUGCUGAUCCUGCCUCUCAUCACGUCCAGUCUGAUGUCGGGGCUGUCAGCCAUGGACACUAAGGCCAGCGGGCGGCUGGGGGUGCUAACCAUCACUUACUACCUGUGGACCACCUUCAUCGCUGUCAUCGUCGGCAUCAUCCUGGUGCUGGUCAUCCACCCUGGUACGGGCACAGAGAAGGACGGGCACAGAGGAGGGUCAGGGCCCGUUAUGACUUCUGCUGACGCUCUGCUGGACCUCAUCAGGAACAUGAUUCCCUCCAAUCUGAUAGAGGCAACUUUUCAACAGUACCGUACAGACCUGGUGCCCAUAGUGGCCUCCAGUUUGGUGGAGUCCCAGGCCAACUACGUCUACGUGAUGCCCGACCACAACAACCCUCAGCUGGGCCACCCGGUCUUCCUGGAGAUCACCCCAGCUCCAGACAUCAAGUACAAGAUCGUCCCUGGCCACAGCUCUGGCAUGAACGUACUGGGGAUUGUCAUCUUCUCUGCUACUAUGGGCCUGCUCCUGGGGAAGAUGGGCGAGAGAGGCGCUCCAUUGGUCAAUGUGUGUCAGUGUGUCAACGAGUGUGUUAUGAAGAUCAUCAAUGCUGCCAUGUGGUAUUUCCCUUUCGGCAUUGUGUUCCUGGUAGCAGGGAAGAUCCUGGACAUGCAUGACCCCGCCCACCUGGGAGAGAAGCUGGGGAUGUACUUCAUCACAGUGUUAGCCGGCCUGUUUGUCCACGGACUCAUCCUGCUGCCGCUCUUCUACUUUGUAAUCACACGCAAAAACCCCUUCACCUACAUCAGGGGCCUGCUACAGGCUCUGGUCAUCGCCCUGGCAACCUCCUCCAGUUCUGCCACCCUGCCCAUCACCAUGAAGUGUCUGUUGGAGAACUGUGGAGUGGACAGACAGAUCGCCAGGUUUGUCCUUCCAGUGGGAGCCACCAUCAACAUGGACGGGACAGCCCUCUACGAGGCCGUGGCAGCCAUUUUUAUCGCUCAGGUCAACGAGUACGAACUGGACUUUGGUCAGCUGGUCACCAUCAGUAUCACAGCGACAGCGGCCAGUAUCGGGGCUGCUGGGAUUCCGCAGGCGGGCCUGGUUACCAUGGUGAUUGUCUUGACCUCUGUGGGGCUUCCUCCCGCUGACAUCACACUGAUCGUGGCCAUCGACUGGGUCCUGGAUCGUUUCAGGACCAUGAUCAAUGUGUUGGGAGACGCUCUGGCUGCAGGCAUCAUGUGUCACCUCUGUAAGAAGGACUUUGAGAGGAGGGAGUCAAACGCUAACUCUGCCCGGAGGGACACAGUGAUCUCCUUCGGUGGCCAGAGUGUCCAGAGUUGUGCCCUGUCCGAGGCUCCUCUCAUGGACUAUGCCCAUCGCUGUGACUAUGUCUACGAGGUGGAAGGUGACUGUGUCACAGAGAAAUCUGGCCCCACUUACAACCUGUGUCAGGUUUAGGAGAAACCCGUUCCCUGUUACAAUCUGUGACCUUUGUUACAAAGAAACCGGUCCCCGGCUGCAACCUGUAUCACAGAGAAACCGGUCCCCUUCUACAUGCAGUGUCACAAACAAACCCGUCCCCCGCUACAACCUGCGUCACAGACAAACUCUGUUUGGUCUGAGACACUUUCACUGGACAGACAGCAGGGGGCACUGCCCGCCUUCAACAGAGACCUUUCUAUUCACAUGAAUAUACGUAGAGUUGUCCUGAUAUCAAUGGCUUUGGACUGGGGAAUUACAAUGGGACUGGGAAACAACCCUGCACUGAAACAGAGUUUGCACUUUUUUGAUGUGCAUUUAUCAGGAGUUGACUAUAAUGUCCUCUGAUGGAUCUGUUGAUGGCUGAUUGUGUGCUCACACCACUAAGUCACUUUAGUUAGUGUCUGGUAAAUGUUCAACGUUUUACUGUCUGAUGAUCACACCUGUGCCAUGAUGAGGAAGCAGGUUUUCCUCAUCGUUUUGUGACUGGCUAGGCUACUGUAACCUACCAGUGACAGGGACUUAUACAGUAGGUCCACUAGGGUGCACGUUAUGUCCGAGUCAGUUUUCCUUCUUUAGCUCAAUGCAGAUUCUGCUCAGGACACCAUUUUGGUGCCACAAUGUACUGCAGUACAGCACAUUUUCUAGGCAACCAGGUGGCAUUAUGGACACCAUUUUGGUUCAAUGUACUGGGGACUGUAAAGAUAGAUGGCAAGAACUUUCACAACUUUCAGAGGUUUUUUGAAACCUUGUUUGGUAUCAGAAUGGCUAUGGAUACUUGCAUGAAGAUACAAUGUUUUAGGGCAGGAGUAUUCAACUCUGACCCUACGAGGUCCAGAGCCUGCUGGUUUUCUGUUCUACCUGCUAAUUAAUUACACCCACCUGGUGUCCCGGGUCUAAAUCAGUCCCUGAUUAGAGGGGAACAACAAAGAAAAUGCAGUGGAACUAACCAGAGUUGAGUUUGAGGGUUCUAGAGAUAUAUAACGGUAGUUUAACACACAACUGUGAGUAUGAAUAUUGUUUAUUUAGUAAUAGGUGUUUUUAUAUGGUUUAAACUUAAAUGUUGCACUUGCACAUUUUUCAUUUUUAUUUUGCAGUCAGGUUUUGGAGUUGCCUUGAAAUGUCCUCAAUAGACCAGUCACCGUUGCUGAGAAUGUUGCAACCAUGAAAGUGCUGAAAUUUAUAGGAUUUUAUACUGAAAAUGAGUUUAAAACAUACAGUCAGUGACUAUGGGUAAAACCCCUCAUCGCUACCUCUUGUCAACUGAACUAUAACAAAUACAGAACGGAUAACUGGUAUUUCAAUGUCUUAUUGGUAGAAUUACAGUAUAUUUCACUGUGAUGUACAUCUUUGACCACCUAGGAUCUUGAAGAAACUCCUCAAGAUGUUUUCUAUAGAAAUGAAACUUGUGUACAUGCAAGAUACUUGUACAUUGUUAUUUUCUAAUCCAAUUUGAAGUGUAAUGAUUUGAGCAUAACAUUCCCCCACCCCUUCCUCACAGUACACACAAUAAGCCAAAAGGAUGAUCCUGCUGAGCCUUAUAAAGCUUCCAGAUAUUUUAUUCAAUGUAAUUGUGUGUUAGACAGGUUCUGAACAGGCCUUCCUUCAAAACCAAACAGGAAAUCAAAAUGAAUCCAUUCAAAAAGUCAUAAAGAAAAACUCCCAACACGAAGAAUUUACAAACAUGUAAAACUACAAAAGUCAAAUAAAUGACAUCUUUGUGCCUCUGCUGUUGCCACGUUCUUCCAUCUCUCCCACAUAAAUUAAGGCUAAAAACAGGUUAAUCAUAAUCCAGUUAUUCCUGUAACCUCACUAGCAUUUCAACAUAGUAGCACUCUGAGAAGCUGGAGCUGAUUAGUAGAACUCAAUAGAAAAAUAUCAAAAGGAUGAGAACAAAAAGUUAAGCAAGUGAACCACUCCCCCUCUAGUGCAGUGUCCGGUUCAGAAUAACCACUCUCUCUAGUGCAGUGUCCGGUUCAGAAUAACCACUCUCUCUGGUAACGUUUCCAGUUCAGAAUAACCACUCUCUCUAGUAACGUUUCCAGUUCAGAAUAACCACUCUCUCUGGUAACGUUUCCGGUUCAGAAUAACCACUCUCUCUGGUAACGUUUCCGGUUCAGAAUAACCACUCUCUCUGGUAACGUUUCCAGUUCAGAAUAACCACUCUCUCUAGUAACGUUUCCAGUUCAGAAUAACCACUCUCUCUGGUAACGUUUCCAGCUCAGAAUAACCACUCUCUCUGGUAACGUUUCCGGUUCAGAAUAACCACUCUCUCUGGUAACGUUUCCGGUUCAGAAUAACCACUCUCUCUGGUAACGUUUCCAGUUCAGAAUAACCACUCUCUCUAGUAACGUUUCCAGUUCAGAAUAACCACUCUCUCUGGUAACGUUUCCAGCUCAGAAUAACCACUCUCUCUGGUAACGUUUCCAGUUCAAAAUAACCACUCUCUCUGGUCACGUUUCCAGUUCAGAAUAACCACUCUCUCUAGUACCGUUUCAGUCUGGUUUCUAGGCUGUUCCCAGAACCCAGAUGAAGCCUACUUCUGGACAUUAAAUCAUGCUCAAUGGAGAAUCUCUAUUGAAAGUCCAGGAGACAAGGCCCUAACUUUCUAAAACAACUGUCGCCCAUUAUGUUGAAGGUUAGGACUGUGUAAGGGUAAACUGAUCCUAGAUCUGCUGCAGCAGGAAACUAACUAAAGCCAGUUGUCUGAUCCUGUGUUAUGGUGCUGCUGUAGUCAGUUAUUUUCUCUCCAACAGACGACAUUCUCAAACCUACAUAGGAAAGGCCUUGGUGAUGGAAAGUGCACAAAACCAAGAUAUGUUAAAAACAGAUGUAGGAAUAUUCUCUUAAUGUCAAACCCAACCGCCAGUCUUCUUCCCAAUUACAGAGUCCUCUUAUUUUAAGUCGAAAAACGUCACUUGAACAUGCCUGGGUUUAGCGGGGUUUUUUUUGGGGGGGGGGGGGGGGGGGGUUACCCACUUUUAGGCUAUUGCACAUUUAUAAAAAUAAAAAAAAUGGCUCAGUUUCUCAGAGUGACUGUUUGUUGGCUGCAAGGCAGAUCAAAGAAGGUCCAUAAGUGACAAACUGCCUCCUGCAGUACCUGUAUUAGAAGACUCCUUAUGGGUUUCAUCACUUACCUACACACGCACCUUUUUUCCCCCCGCACAAUUGGUUAGAGCCUGUAAGUAAGCAUUUCACUGUAAGGUCUACACCUGUUGUAUUCGGCACAAGUGACAAACUUUGAUUUGAUCAGUAACUCCUAGAUCCUAUUAACAUGAAGAAGGACUCCCAUCUUUGAAACCCUGAAAGCCCUCUGCCUCAUGUUUCACACAUAAGUUUGAAUGAAAAUAAGGCCAACGUCUGAGGUGUUUUAUACUGGAGACUCCAUCCUCUUGGCCUUCAGACCAUCUUGGAGUCUAGCUAAACCUUAUGUUAACCAUUCAAACAUCCUGUAAUAUCUCAAUGGGAGUGCGGUAAGUAGUGUCAUACUGUAGUAUCAUCAUAUUAGCAGUCUGGUGUCUGUAGCUCUACAAUCUAAACAGAAAACCCAAUGAAAAAUCCCAAACCAAAUCUGAAGAAAUAAAACAAAACAAAAAUGUUGAGUCAAAUCUAACUAAAAUUUAAUGAUUGCAUAUGCAAAGUAAAACAAUCAAAACAAAUCUAUACCAACAAAAAUAAAUCACAAAGGCCAUAAAUUCUUCUUUAGCUCGAGAUGAGCAUAAAAACUUAAAUAAAAACUCUUGCAACUCUCCGAUCAGUAAUCUACGCUUCGACGAAAAAAGAAAAGUUAGUCUCUCAGAAAGAAAAUUCAAGAAAAACAUAAAAACUUUUUUUUUUUUUUUUUUUUUACAAAAACAGAAAACUGGAUGAGAGAGAGAGCAGUGUUGGUUCACUUUGUGUUAGAUUCAGCCUUCGUACCGGUUGUUCAGAUGCCCAAACUAUUACUGGUGAGGGGAAAUGAGUCAUAACAGUAAGCAUCUUUCCCUAUUCACAAAAGCUUCUCAGAGGACUGAAUGCUGAUCUAGGAUCGACAAGGCCAAACUGAUCCUAGAUCAGCAUGUGAAUACGGGCCCUGGGGCAGUUAGAGCAUAUCCUUCCAUUUCUUUGGUCCUUCUUAAACACUUUCCUACUUUAAAAUCUCCAGACCUUUUUACAUGGCCUCUCAGAGAUUCAACUGUUAAAAGACCCCCAAAAACGGGACACACGCGCUGCUAUGUAAUGGUACCAUUCAGUACCUAACUUGCUGUGUAUAAAACUGAUUCUGCAAGGUGAGAGAAGACCAAUGCAUGGUUUACGUCAAAACGGCUGACAUUAUACAAUAAGGAUUUAAAAGGGGCUUUUCUUUUAGAAUGGCUGGAGACAGUGGAUGGCUUGACAGGGUGUGCGGGUGGUAACUUAAGGCAUCUAUUUCUACACUGGAAACAGCGUCUAAGACAGCAUGCUUCCUCCUACAGUGGGGGACUAGACGCAUGACUGUAGCACAUCCUUCUCCAAGUCCCUACCGUGGUCCUACCAUUCAUAUGGCACAUAGUGACACUAGUUUAGUCUCACAGGAAAAACAAUCUAGUCUUGAAUUGUGAAAUUGGUCACCAUAUCAGGAUGGACAUUGAUAACUGCGUUUGGAACAUCCCAAAUCAUGAGUAAAAAAAAAAAAA